Molecule: messenger RNA, 1827 nt
Organism: Marmota flaviventris (yellow-bellied marmot)
Lineage: Eukaryota; Metazoa; Chordata; Mammalia; Rodentia; Sciuridae
Gene: Olig2
Product: oligodendrocyte transcription factor 2
Biological process (GO): oligodendrocyte differentiation; positive regulation of transcription by RNA polymerase II; oligodendrocyte cell fate specification
Cellular component (GO): nucleus
Molecular function (GO): E-box binding; DNA-binding transcription factor activity, RNA polymerase II-specific; protein dimerization activity
Source: RefSeq, a predicted model, not a curated record
UAAAAACCGGCAGAUCCCUGAAAGGUGCGGAUGCUUAUUAUAGACCUACGCGACACUAGCGCCCAGAGCCAGGAUCUCCACUGCAGCUUUUUGGAGCGAGCUCCUCAAAUCGAAUUCACACUCUGAGGACCCUGGGAGAAAGGACCUUGCAAAAGCUGCGACUAUUCCCCGGGGCCAUGGACUCGGACGCCAGCCUGGUGUCCAGCCGCCCGUCGUCGCCAGAGCCCGAUGACCUUUUUCUGCCGGCCCGGAGCAAGGGCAGUAGCGGCAGCAGCUUCACAGGCGGCACAGUGUCCUCGUCCACGCCGAGCGACUGCCCUCCAGAGCUGAGCGCCGAGCUGCGCGGAGCCAUGGGCGCGGCGGGCGCGCACUCCGGGGACAAGCUGGGCGGCAGUGGCUUCAAGUCAUCCUCGUCCAGCACUUCAUCGUCCACGUCUUCAGCGGCUACGUCGUCCACCAAGAAGGACAAGAAACAGAUGACUGAGCCGGAGCUGCAGCAGCUGCGCCUCAAGAUCAACAGCCGCGAGCGCAAGCGCAUGCACGACCUCAACAUCGCCAUGGACGGCCUGCGCGAGGUCAUGCCUUAUGCGCACGGCCCGUCGGUGCGCAAGCUCUCCAAGAUCGCCACGCUGCUCCUGGCGCGCAACUACAUCCUCAUGCUUACCAACUCUUUGGAGGAGAUGAAGCGACUGGUGAGCGAGAUCUACGGAGGCCACCACGCCGGCUUCCAUCCGUCGGCCUGCGGCGGUCUGGCGCACUCUGCACCGCUGCCCGCGGCCGCCGCUCACCCGGCGGCCGCCGCUCACGCGGCCCACCAUCCGGCAGUGCAUCACCCCAUUCUGCCUCCCGCCGCAGCCGCCGCAGCUGCCGCCGCCGCCGCCGCCGCGGUGUCCAGCGCCUCUCUGCCGGGCUCCGGGCUGUCGUCUGUCGGCUCCAUCCGGCCUCCGCACGGCUUGCUCAAGUCUCCGUCAGCGGCCACGGCCGCCCCGCUCGGGGGCGGGGGAGGCGGCAGCGGAGGCAGCGGUGGCUUCCAGCACUGGGGAGGCAUGCCCUGCCCUUGCAGCAUGUGCCAGGUGCCACCACCACACCACCAUGUGUCGGCUAUGGGCGCCGGCAGCCUGCCGCGCCUCACCUCCGACGCCAAGUGAGCUGGUCGGUGCUGGAGCGUUCUGGAGAGCAGGGGGUGCCCAGAGGGUGCAGAGAAGCGAGGGGACUGGCCGGCACUAGGGCUCGCGAGGAGGGGCUCAGGACCAUGGGCUAGGGUGGGGAAUGAUUGGGACUACAGCACCCGGGAAUGGAAGUAAUGGGAACGCGCAGAGUGGGGAGUGAGGGGCGCUUGACUCCGGGACCUAGUUCGGCCCUCGGCUUUAAACUGCGCAGAUCCGGUAGACACUACUUCGUAAAAUGGCACCACCGUUUGCGUUCUUCACUCGAAUUCCUUCUCUCCACCCAGGGGAAAGAGUCUAAAAACUGUUUCCCCAAGAGCCACGGUUUAACUCCCAGACUGGACCCAGGCAGCACUUCGUGGGGGGUCGGGGGACUUUCCCUCCUUCCUCCUUUCUCAGCUGGUAGGAGACUCUGGGAUCCUCACUGCAGAAGCAACCGCUGGGCCUCACCCUCAAGGGUCAGCUCCAAGCCUGGGCCAGGGGCAAUGAGUUAGAUGGAAGUUGGUGCUGGUACCCGAAGCACUUACGGUCGUGUCUGGUUAUGCCCGGUUUCCAUAUCUGGGUAAACCCACAUCGUGUAAAAACUGUGGCCAUUCCUGUCUCUCUUGUUGACUUGGGGGUUUGUGGUUUUCUAAUAAAUCUGUGAAUGUUCCUUUUUCAA